Messenger RNA from Photinus pyralis (common eastern firefly), 2886 nucleotides. RefSeq names its product casein kinase I. The coding region runs from base 366 to 1385 and encodes 339 amino acids. Gene Ontology annotation, cellular component: nucleus; cytoplasm. Gene Ontology annotation, biological process: peptidyl-serine phosphorylation; negative regulation of canonical Wnt signaling pathway; signal transduction. Lineage: Eukaryota; Metazoa; Arthropoda; Insecta; Coleoptera; Lampyridae. The transcript has 5 exons. Gene Ontology annotation, molecular function: protein serine/threonine kinase activity; ATP binding. The record is from RefSeq and is a predicted model, not a curated record.
CGCCCUCUCUUUAUAACAAAUAACCUAAUGUCGGUGACAUAUAACUGUUAAUGUUUUAAUAUUAUAACACGUUUCACUACAGUUCGUUUGUCGAUAGACUUGUUUUAUUAAAUUUAGUUUCAGUUUCUCCCAGAAAUUAUAACAAAUUGUAAAUAAUUAAAUAACGUGAAAAGUGAUGGUUUUACGAAAUCCCACAAGAUAGCGUAUGUGACGUGACGUCACGGCAACGAUCAGUCAGCGAAGUAGAGAAAUGUCGGAGUCGGCGUGUUGUAAGAACAAGUGAUAGUUUUUGUGAACAAAAUAUUUGUGGCUUCUUAUUCAAAAUUAUAAAUAAUUUCGUAUAUAUAGACAGUUAAUAAAUUAUAAUGAUGUCGUCUUCAACGAUCGUUAAAACUGAAUUUAUAGUUGGUGGAAAGUAUCGUUUAGUUCGCAAAAUCGGUAGUGGCUCCUUUGGUGACAUUUACUUGGGCAUCAAUAUUACAAAUGGAGAGGAAGUAGCUGUAAAAUUGGAAUCCGUACGAGCGAGGCACCCUCAACUGUUAUAUGAAAGUAAACUAUAUAAAAUACUACAUGGUGGUGUCGGUAUUCCACAUAUCAGAUACUAUGGUCAAGAAAAAGAGUACAAUGUCCUUGUUAUGGAUCUUUUGGGUCCCUCCCUCGAAGACUUAUUCAAUUUUUGUUCACGUCGUUUCACAAUCAAAACAGUCCUCAUGCUUGCAGAUCAAAUGAUAGGUCGUAUAGAAUAUGUUCACUGUAAAUCGUUUAUUCACCGUGAUAUAAAACCCGAUAAUUUUUUAAUGGGAAUUGGUAGACAUUGCAACAAAUUGUUCCUCAUCGACUUCGGUUUGGCGAAGAAAUAUAGAGAUGCACGGACUAGGUGUCACAUCGCAUAUCGCGAAGAUAAAAAUCUUACCGGAACGGCGAGAUACGCGUCCAUCAAUGCACAUCUUGGCAUCGAACAGUCGCGCAGAGACGAUAUGGAAAGUCUCGGUUAUGUAUUAAUGUAUUUCAAUAGAGGCUGUUUACCAUGGCAAGGUUUAAAAGCAGCCACAAAGAAACAGAAGUACGAAAAAAUCAGCGAAAAGAAAAUGUCCACACCCGUCGAAGUAUUGUGCAAGGGUUUCCCCGCCGAAUUUUCUAUGUAUCUAAAUUAUUGUCGCGGUCUUCGAUUCGAAGAGGCACCAGAUUACAUGUAUUUAAGACAAUUAUUUCGUAUACUGUUCCGUACUUUAAAUCAUCAGUAUGACUACACUUUUGACUGGACGAUGUUAAAACAGAAAGGUGCCAGCAUGACUGGCGCUGUCGGAACAUCUGCGCAACCUCAAACCUCACAAGCUAUCACUCAACAACAACCUGGUCAAGCAGUUGUUACAAAAAUGCUAUGAGAGGGCAACCCCUGACAAGCCAUCUGUUAGUUUUCAUCUGCGUUAGCAAAAUUAAUGUUAAAUAUAUUACGCUAGAAUAAUGAAUUGUACACAUCGUAUUAUUAUUAAACGUAUUUUUACUAUUUAUAUUAGACAUAACAAACAUAUAACUAAUAUUAAACUAACAGGGAUGAAAAGUAACAGACGGUGGUGUUGCAUGACAGAUUUUUAACAUUAGACGUCGCGCGUACCGUAAUAUUAACAAAUUUUUUAUUUUUAGGCAAUCGCUAACCAUUUCUACAAAUCCAAAUUGAAACGUAACAUCACCAAAUGGAUUAAAAAUAAAACCAACAGAGUUGCGUAACGGUCGGUUAGAUUGUCUUAUGACACGUUUUUUAAAUUCACAAAUAUUGUAUAACAAAUGAGUUAUUCUUAUUUCAUUCGUCCGUUCCAACGGAUUGUAAAAAAUACAAAAACUUAAAAAAUAUAUAGGGGUGUGCACUAAUUUUGUUCGCAAAGUGCUUAGGCUCCGUGUAUGUAUGUUUGUAUGAUUUAGUGUGCAAAUUGCAAGUUGUGUCUGCAAGUCUGGCUGUUCUAUAUUUAAUAAGAACUGUAGAAUAAGAAUUAUAUAAGAUUUUCAUUCGGAUCAAAUAAUCGAGUACUUUAACGUCAAUUUAGUUUGUUUAGUACAUAAUUGUUAUAAAAAUUUUAACGUUCUCGUCUCCUUCAAUUAAUACAGAACCAAAGGAGCAUUUGAGACGCUACGUUGUAAAAUGUUAUGUGAUUAUCAGACCUAGAAUAUUAAAAUUUUUAUUUUAUAAUGUAGCGUACAAUUCUAAACUAUUAGUGAGGUUACUGUAUUUGCUUAUUUCACUCGAACUGAACAUGUAAAGUGAUUGAUACUGCUCGACACGUGGUUUAUUAUUAGUUAUUUUAAAUUAUAAUUUCGCCUAGGAUUUUUUUUAUUUCAACCACUUUGUGUCGCAGUAGUGUGCAAUUAUUUACAGGUAUCACCUUCAUUCAAAGGUGCUCUGUCCAAUUCGAAAGUUCAGUCCAAUUUAAUUGUAUAGAACACCUUUUAUUCACAAUAUUAACGCAAAACCAUAAGUAGUAUAAUAAAUCAUCGUUGAGGAAUUAAUUUUACGUAUUCUCUCUCUGCGUUCAUCCGUUUAAUUAAAUCAUACAAUUUUUAUAGUACACAUGUAUUUGUAAAAUCGAUAUACAAAUGUAAAUUACUCUUCCCUUAGCUGCAAACUUAAAAUAAGGUACUGCCAUGGGUAUAUAUUUGAGAAAAUAAAACAACUCAUUAUGGACUUUUAAUGUCAAACUCGAUGUCUGAUUAAUAUAAACAUUGUCGGCCAACAUGUAAAGAUUUAGUUUGUGGGUAUAUUUCGUUUAUACGAUACGUUUAGUAACAUUAUUACAAUAGUUUGAGGCUUAAGCCUGUUGUAUCUAAGUUUGAUAACAGUGUUCGACAUUUGUAAUGGAACUGUUAUAACAGAAAUAAAAUUUAAAAUAUUUA